AACAAUGGCUGAAUCAGAUGUGUCGGCAGUGAAAGUCUACAAUUAUAUUUGUGGAAUUGGUGGAUUCGCAGAGUUUUCGCAAUUGCUACAGCAUCCGUCACCUUUGGCUAAAAAGUAUAAUGCGAUUUCAGUGUUGCUUUGGUUUGAAAUGGAGAAACAUUCAGGUUCUUUUGAUUCUGAUCACGCCCGGCUUGUGAUGACUACAAACCAAUAUGGAAAAGGCUUUGGCAUCCGAAUCGACCUGAAAAAACAGAUGUGCCUGAAAUAUACUACCACAGGCGCUUGUCAGUCCGGAAAGCGCUGCAAAUUCUGGCAUAUUUGUAAAGAGUUUAUUGAGGGAAGAUGCAAAGGAAAUUGCGGGCGUACUCACGAUUUUCACGACAAUGAUAACAAAGAAAAGGCAGCCGAGCUAGGAUUUGAAAAGAAAGCUAGUCACGUUGUGAGAGGUAUCGUCGCUGGGAGCCUGCCUCAGGUUUGCCUUAGUUACUUGAAAAAUGAAUGUCUGACCAGCAAUUGCCCUUAUCUACAUGUAUGUCCAAGUCAAGUUAAGGCAGCUCCUUGUGAAACAGAAUGUUCACUUUCACACAACUUCGCCGAUUCUCAUAACAAGAACAUUCUUGAACAGCACGGAUUUAGGCCUCCGCGAAAAUUAGAAAUGGAGGUGGUGCGAUGUAACAUUUUGUUUCCCAAGCAGCAGAAACCCAUUGAGGAUAACAAACGACUGUUGGAGUUAUCUCAGCGAGAAAAGCAGAUGGUAGGCGUGGGGCGGCCGAAAGAAAACGAAAGAUCAAGCAAGAAAGCUAGAGCUGGCGAUACCAAAACCGAAAAUUUUGGUAGCGGUAAAAAUAACACACCUUCCAAGGCAAAAACCGUUACAAAGCCAGUUACCCUUUCCGGUUUGAUUCAAGAAGAAGCAAACAAAUCAGCGCAAUUGUCAAAUGCUUCAACAAGAUUUCAACAAGGCACAGUUGCCCCCGGGGCUGUUCUCGAUAAAGUAAUUAAUUAUAUAUGUAGCAAGGGGGGGUUUGCCACGUUAUCAGAUCUGCUACACCAUCCAUCACCUCUUGCCAAAAAGUUUUCUUCGCCUGAACAGACGAUGGAUGCAAAGAUUUGGCUUCAAGUUCAGGCACAGUCAGAUCUGAAUCCCAGGAUCAGUGUUUUGGAGAAUAAUGAUGGUGAAGUGUUAGGUGCUCGUUUACAUUUGAAGGAAAAUAUAUGUUUGAGUUAUGCCUCAAAGGGAACCUGUUCCAAGUCUCCUUGCCCAUUUUGGCAUAUCUGCAAGGGAUAUUUGGAGGGGAAGUGUGCAGGUGAUUGUGGUUUCUCCCAUGAUUUCCAUGAUGAAGGUAACAUAAAGAAAGUAGAGAAGUUGGGUUUUGCCAAGCAUCCCAGUGGCACUAUAAGAAACAUUGUUGCCAACAGCUUGCCUCAAGUGUGCCUGAAGUACCUUGACAACAAGUGCUUUUCAAAGGGGUGUCCUCAUCUACACAUAUGCUCUCAUCCAAUUGUGUCAUGGCAAGGAAAUCCAUUUGCUUGUAACUGUGGCUUGUCACAUAAUGUUCAGGAUUACCAUAACUUGAGAAUUCUUAGGCAAUACAAGUUGGUGCCUCAGCCAUCCAAGACAAACAUAGUGCUCUGUAACAUCCUAAUUCCCAAGAAGCAAAGAGGCUUUGAAGAUGACAAAAAUAAUUUGGGUACUUCUUUGUCUUCCUUGCAGCAAACACGUCUAAACAAACCUGCUCCACAAGUACCCCCUCUCAUGUCCUUACCAUUAAUUCAGCAGACUACAUCUGAUGUACAACAGCAGCAAGAUUCGAAGAAAGGUUCAGAAAAGAAAAAACGCAAAAGGCCGAGGUGGAGAAAAAAGAAGGCCAGUCAACAUGAAGGACAACAAGUUACUGGAGAAUCCCAGGAUGAUGGAGAGGAAAGUCCGGACUCUGACUCGGAUAAUGAAGACAUAGAUGAGAAACCAGAUCUUUAUCCCACCUCCAAGUUCACUUUGAAUCCAAGUGAACAUGGGUCUACCAAGGGUAAAGGGUUCCAGGAUCAUGGAAAACAGAGGGAAGGCUAUUUUCCCAUGCAAAGUGAGAAGUCACAGCUUCCUAAAGGCCUAUGCCAAGAAAACUUCAUUCCAGAAAUCACUGCCAAUCAAGAUUUGGAGGAAAAUUUGAUUGACUUCUCUGGUGAUGACUGGCAGGGGGCAGAUACCGCAGUCGAUGAUCUCUUCACCAAUGACUUGCUUUCACAAGUUGAUGACAUUUUCUUUGAUGACUGGUUUGGACCUUCAAAUGCAGCAAGCUCUUUGUCUCAGGGCAGUGAAUGUUCCUCCAUAUCUGACCAGAGUACGGCCAACUCAGAAACUGCUCACUCAGAUAAAUCAACAGCAAAUUUGGUUUUUGAAUUCAUUCUAAGAGAGCACAAUGGCCAAGUACCAUUUUCAGUGAUUUCUGAGAACAAGGAAUUGUUUCCACCAGAGAUAACUGACAUUGGUGCAUGGUUUAAAAAGAACAGAAACAGAUUUGUAACCAUCGAGAACAAGCUUGGGGAAAUUGAAGCUAUCAGAGCAUUUAAUCCCAAGGCAAGCAUUUGUUUUCGUUAUCUGUUGACCAAGAGGGGCUGUAGAGAUCCCAAGUGCUUCCGUUAUCAUGUUUGCAAGCAUUAUCUUGCUAACGGCAUCUGUCCAUUUGGUAAAAAAUGCAGGCACAGCCACAGCCAUAAUUUAAGAAGCCCACACAAUAAAAACAUCACAAGACAACUGAGACUUGAUGAACACUCCCAGGAGCAGCUGCGCAUUCUGAUUGCUGCAUCAGUCCCUGAGGUUUGCCUUGAAUACAACAGUCGGUCCUGUCAACGGGGUUUAAGAUGCAAUGGUAUACACAUCUGCAAGUAUUUUGUGAUGAAAAACUGCCGUAGAGGAGAUGAGUGUCCCUUGGGCCACAAAUCCAGCCUUGAAACACCAGCAGCUAAAUUGGUAUUAGGCAGAUACAAUUUGACCAAAGUUCCACCCCAAGCGGUUUUGAGUGCACUGUUGGUGCGUGACCUGCUUUCACCUAAAAACACCAUAUCAGAGCUCCCAGCUGGUAUGUAAGACUGAAUACUAAGGCCAAUUUAAAAAUGAGAACAAAUGUUUCUUGUCCCCUAAUGAUUUAUUUUUGGGCCGCCUCUCUUUUUUGUUAUUACUUGGUCAUUGCAAAAAUCUGAACAUGGCCUUAUUUUCUUUUCAUAAAAAGAAGAUUCCUGUACUGGCAUUUUUUAAUACACCCUUCCUAUUGAGAUAUAUUGUAUGAUGCAUCACAAGUCACUGUUAAAAACACAUCAAAACAAACUGCAUUUGAGUUUAACAGUCAAUAUGAAUUUGAAAUUUCAUGUGUUAAUAUUUGACUAAGAACGUCAACUAAUUCUUUGGGGGGUAAUAAUUUGUAAAGAAAGCAUUCGUUUGGCAAUAAUAAUAAUAAUAAUAAUAAUAAUAAUAAUAAUAAUAAUAAUAAUAAAAGGGAAAUAUCAAAAAAGUACCCGCCUGCUUUCUUUGUUUUAGAAACCCGGAUGAGAAACAAGUGUCUUUUGCUGGACCUAAUAACUGUAAAUUAUUAUCAAAAAUAAUACGUUUCACAUUCACCAGGGUUUUCAAUUUAUUAAGCUUCAAACAUAAUAAAUCAAAUUCAUUGCAUUACAUUAUCUGUUUCAUAUUCCCUAAAAUCACUGUUACAGUGCAAUUGUGCUUGUAGCUUGAUGUUAUUGAAAAGAGGUUGCAGUGUCAGACUAAAUAAUAGCCUGCAAGCACGCUCUCUGGGGUGCUCUGGAGUUGGGGUGGGAAAAGGAAGGAGAGCUUACAACUUCAUCGCUGGAAUUUGAAUAUCUGCAUCGAAAAAGUCUAUGCAAAAAUGCUGAUUGGCGGAUAUAUCAUUACCCUUGGCACAUAUUUUUCCAUGUUUGCUUACAUUCGCACUUAUUUCCACUUCGCAUUGUUGGGCUGAAAUCUGACAGCUCAGUUGUCAGGGAGCCACAGGGGAAUUGGAGGUGGAGUUCAUAUUCCAGAGACGUAGUUGCAAGUUCUCCUUUCUUUUCCCGCCUUGCCGUCAGAGCGCCCCGGAGAGCGUGCUCACAGGCUAAAUAAAUAAUUUAUUACCUACACAGUCAAAACAAUGCCAAUUUUACCUUUGUCUCGUUUGACAGUACAAGUUGCACGUGAGAGGAGAUCAGCAACAUGCCAGCCACAUUACAUAUGUGUGGAUAAUCUGCUGGGUCAGUGUAGCAAACAGUCUCUGUGUGACCAAUCACACCGCAAUAGACCCUAUAUGUGGCAGUACAGGUACAAGGAUUCUAUUACUGAGAGCGGGAUUGGCAACUCUUGGAAGUCUUUUACAGAGAGUGAAAAUGAGGCUAUUGAGAGGCAGUUCUGUGACGUUAACGUAACUGUGGCAAGGAUGGAAGAUAUUAUGAUAUCAACACCACCAGAUGUACUGUAAGUGCACAUGUUUAAUAAUUUGUAUCUGUAUCAAAAACAGUUCUAGAUUUGGAUAUGGUCAUGCAUGGUCCUACAUGUACAGAUAGAUACACGUAGAUCUAUAGAAAAUAUAUGUGGCUGGCAGACAUACUGUAAUUAUUGAAAUAGGAGAAAAAGUACAACAAAAUGAGAUGUGUCUGUAUUAUUUGCGAAAACAUUGUUCAGUGAUUUUGUUACAAAUGGUUAUGGUGUGUGCUGCGACUCAUCUUGCAAAAAAAAAUUAUGAGUCCAAGUGCAGAACCAUUGAGUCCCAGUUCAAAAAAAUAAUGACUCCUAAACAGGUUUUUUUGGAGGCCUUUAUGUAACCAUGCAGACAAUUAAUCUGAAGACAAACUCCAAAACUGAUCAAAACUCGUUAGUACAGUUUAGUUGAAUAAAAAAACUCCUUCUAUCGUUAAACAACAGCUGCAAGAACAGCCACAGAAAUCACACAAACUCGGUAUUCUACAAAAACAUCUUCAGAUCAACUGAUCGAUCUUUGCAUUAAAUGGGACGCAUGCCAUGAAUAAUUAUUUUGCAUCUUUGGCACUUUUUAUGCAUCAGGGAUGCAGGAUGCAGAGGUAACAAAAUCACUGAUUGUUGUUGUUUUUUUUAGUAAAUGGGCAUUUGAAAGUAUUUUGCUCUGCCCUACAUUGUGGUCAAUCAAUUCAGACUAAGAAAAAAGUUACCAGUGGAUCCCAUGCUCGCGUGAAUCCAAGCUAAUGUUAACCCCACUAUAAUCUACACUACACUGCAUGACUUAUAAUUGUUGGCUGUUGUUUUGUUUGUUUGUUUUUUUCCUUAGAGGGUUACAACCUUGAUUGUUCUAUAUGUAUUAACUGUAAAAUUCAGAAAAUAAGCCCCUCCAAAUACAAGCCCCCCAAACUGGUAACUUAAAAAACCCUUCGUUAAAUCGCCUCUCCAAAAUUAAUAUAAGCCCCCCUGGGUCUUGUAAUUCGAAAACUGCCCUCAAAUACACAGUGAAACAAAGAAAAAACGGUAAAUUUACUUCUAGCUAUAAGGCCAGCCCAAUCAAUUUUGAGACGCAAAUUUCCCUCCGUAGAUAAGCCCCUCCGAAUAUAAGCCCCUCCAAAAAUAAGCCCCUCAAAAAGGGCCUUUAAAAAAUAUAAGCCCUGGGGCUUAUUUUCGGAAUGAUACGGUAUUUGUUCUUCUUGCACAGCAUUGAUCCUGGUGAUGGGGAGACUGUAAUAAACUUUGAUGAUAUGAAAGCUACAACCAGUUUUGGAGAUGUUCACUUGAGACGCCUGUCUACUAAGUCGGCGGUUUUGCCUACUGAUCAUGCUCUAUCAACUCAGUGGAUUUGGUACUGGCAGGAUGAGACCAAAAGUUGGAAUGAGUAUGGCUCUGAACCAAUGGUAUGUUGAGGGUGACGUGAGGGUGUAGUUGCAGUUUUGGGAAAAUUCUAUUUAACCCUGAAAUAUUGUGAUUUAAGAAGACUAAACAGUUGAUGGUUUUAUAAUUUUUGUUUUUGUUUUGUUUUACUUAUUUUAUUAUAAUUUUGAUGCAGUAUGUCAGAUUUUCUCAUUAUUCCUUUUUCUGUGGAGAAUUCAACAUCUCACCCCCUUAUACCCCCUCUAUGCUGGUGUAAUAACCACUGCAUAGCAAGUCCCAAGAGGAAUCCAUUUUUUUUUCUUUGGCAUAGUGAGUCCCCAGCAGAAUCCACUGCACAUAGAGUUUCAGUGAUAAAAUGUUUCAUAUAUCUACAUAAUUUGGUAGUGAUUUAAGCAUUUUGAACCUUGCUGGCUGCACUGUUGGUUGAUUUCAAUCCCAGAAAUUAGAUUUUAUGAAAAAACAUUGUAGGUGCCUGCACCCAUGUAGGCCGCUCGUAGACGGUAAAUAGUGAAAUUACAUACCCUGUUUACUACUCAAGGCCCUCGAGCCACACCCUGAUCAGCUGCCCACAUCCCUUUUGGCUGAAUUAGGGAGUUCACUCCCCCCUUCCCCCCCCCCCCCCCCCCCCCCCCCCCCUCUCCCGCUGGUUUAUCACCGCGCCUUUCUCCCUCUCACCCAAACCCCCCCCCACCACAACCACCCCCCCCCCCCACCCACCCCCACUUCAACCAUUACAACGCUCAUCUACAUAAAACCAAAAGAAAACCGACAGAUGUCAGACUUAAUCAAUACACACUAGAUUUGUAUAUAUUCAUUUUUUACACAACACCCAACAAGUUAGUAAAACAAAACACCAUUGCAUGUUGCUGCCCCAUUGAAUGUGCAUCAACCGAGCAAAACACGUAAAUAAACUCCCCGUUUAAUACACAACCACCCCGAACCCCAACCUCUUCACCUGCCCCCCACCCCUUUAGGUAAAAAAGGGCAAUCCCACCCCCCUUCCCCCCCCCCCCCCCCCCCUCCGUCGUGUUCUAAACGUGAUCGACUACCGAGUAUUUGUCCUACACAACCAGAUACACUGCACAGACAAUCGACUCCAUCCCCUGAUCUACAUGUAUUGCUACAGUGGAACUUCGAUAUAACAAAAGGCCAAGGGACAGGCAAAAUUUGUUCGCUAUAACGAGGUUUCGUUAUAUCGUUAAAAUGUAUUUCCAUUACUGGAGUAACCAAAAUCGUUCGAUAUACCGAGGUCGUCGGAGGUUCGUCAUUAUCGAGGUUCCACUGUAGGCUGCUUAGAAAGAUCGAAACAAUACGAUCAAUAUCGCAAUCGUCCUGAGUAUAAAAUUUAAAGUAUAAAAUUUUGGCCGUGCUAGUUAGCUGAAAAUAAAUCUGAUCGAAAGAUGGGAGGGAUGACUGGACAGGAGUGUAGCAAAUCGUAGGAUCGAGAUACAGUAGUUAUCGUGUUUAUAUAAAUAUGAAUUCUGGUAGCUUUCAACAAUAAAUUUACCAAUAUCUUAUGGUAAGUGCUUUCUUUUUUAUACCUUUUCAUCUUCUAUGCUGACCUUGUGCACCCGGCCAUAUACGAACUUCAAGGAAUUCUGUAUUAGCUUUCUGUAUCGAUUACAAUAGGGAAAAGGUCACGUUACGAGCAUGAUCGUCAAGCGCAGAUGGGGUCCAGUCUCCUCUCGGCGAUUGCAUGAGUGUGACUUGAGACCGCGCGAGAAAAAACAAAGAUUUGGUGCGUCCGUGGGCUACAAUUCAAGCCGAACCUUUCUUGUAGUCAUGGAAUUCAACUGUGAGGGGCAAAAUUAAUAGCCUGUGAGCAAGCUCUCCGGGGGGCUCUGGCAGCGUGGCGGGAAAAGGAAGGAGAGCUUGUAAUUGCAACUUUAAAAGCCUGCGAAAACAUCCGUUCCUCCUCGCUCUUCGUCGCUGGGGACGUUUCGCGCGGCGAAGAGCGAGGAGAAACGGAUGUUUUCGCAGGCUAAUUGCAACUACGUCUCUGGAAUUGGAAUUCCACCUCCCCUGUGGCUCCCCGUGGACUGAGCUGUCAGAUUUGUCCUUCUUUUUCCCGCCCCGCCGCCAGAGCGCCCAAGAGAGAUUGCUCGCUGGAGUACAGAAUUAACUGCAGUGGAGCGGCUGGAAAUCUCCUGUACGGUCUAUACAGUACAAGCUUCUUGAAGAAUCGUCCCCCGGCAAUAUAAGGGAAUCCCAGAAAGUCUUGGGUUAUGAAUUCCACGCGGUGGAUUCCGGAUCACAGGUACUGGAUUCCGGAAUUUUUGUUGGUGGAACCUGGAUUCCAGACUCCAAUCGUUAGUAGGAUCCGUAUUCCUUCAGCUGUAGUCCGGAUUCCAAGGCCCAGGAUUCUGGAUUCUACAAGAAAAACUUGCUGGAUUCCGGAAUCCAAAUUCCCUUACAUGGGGCGAUUCUUGUAUUGCUUACGGCCAAAAAAUAUUAAUUAAGACAACUUCCCUAGCACGCACCGCAGGCGAAUUUAUUGUGAGGGCGAACGAGCGGCGAGCGUUCUGUAUUUUUCGACUGUAGCCGCCAUCUUUAAUUUUGAACGCUCAAGAAAAUUUGAAAGCCUCUCUCAGUCCACCACAACCUUAGCGCAUUCUAGUUCCCCCUUCCCCCUCCCCCCCGCUUCCCGAGUGCCGAGCUGCAAUCCUCGAGUAGUACAGUGGACCCUCUAUCAUGGUAACUAUUCGGCCCUCAGGAAGAAAAAAGAGGGUUUACCAUCACUCGUCACGGUCUCUUCUAGGGCAUGGCCAAACAGCAAGAAAUAGAAUCAGUAUACAACAGCGGAAAGUCGUUUUACAGAUUUAAAGCUGGUGGCGAUAUGCACAAAAUCUUGUUUCGCCAUUCGCCCAUGUGUCAGCAGAACACCAAGCAACCAAUUUCAACGAUAAGAGUGAGGAGAAGACCUUUAUUUAGAUCAGGGUCAGAAGUACAGGCACUUCAAAGGUAAGGAAUAGCACGAAUCCUUCAUAUGACUGUAAAUAAAUAUUGUUCAUCUGCGACGCUAGUCCAUAAGCAAAGACAUCACCUUUAAACCCUAGUAAAAGAGACCAACAAUUAGUUUCCCCUUAGAUUUCUGAUUAACCUUAAAAAAAGUUCAUCACAAUAUAUAAAAAGGGUCUUGAUGGAAUUCUCCCCGUCAAAAAGAGGAAAUUAAGGAGAAAUGUGCAUGCUGAUAUUAGGGUUAAAGGGUUCACACGUUAAGCCCGUAUAUCAGGCACAUGGGAAAUGUGGGCCUCAAGAUAUAUAAGCAGUGUGAUUAGUGGAGGCUAGGACUCCUCGCGAUCGUCCGUCCUCGUUCCUCGCGGCCACCCCUCUUAUUUGCGCCUACAUAAUAAUGUGCAAAACACAGUGGAACCACGUUGAUAAGGGCAAAGGGACUCGAGUGUCCACAUUACGGAAGUCGGUGUUUUGUGACUUUCAUCAUCUUUGAGACAGAAAAAAAAACCCGUCGGUAAAGUUAAUUAAAAUAUAAUAACUGUGAGGUGCUUGUUUCGUUGGCAAGUUGAGGCUAAACUGUAUCCACCGAGACCACAAAUUUCCGUUUUCCGUCGUAUAAUCGAUGAUUUGAUAGUACACGCCCGAGAGCGACUUUUCCAAUCAGUUUUAUGGAAUUUAUUACCUUAUAUUAUUCACCCUUUGUUUCUUAUAGACCACUGGAGUUGCCUGUACCCUUGGAGCCUCAAUCACCCCUCACCACGGGUAGCACACCAAACCGCGGCGUCCCACCUCAAUGGACAGAUGUCCCUGAAGAUCAGGAGUAUAAUCGAGUACCCCUCCCUGAAAUCUCCCACCAAUACAAACUGGCUGAGAGUCUCUUCAGGCAAUCCAUGUCGGAGAACAAGGCAGUUAUUGUCGCCAUUGAACGAGUCCAGAACACAUUUCUGUGGGAUAAGUAUUCGAGGUACUAUAAAGCUCAUUUUGUGUAAUUGUGUUUCAUUUUCAAAUCCGUAAAUAACAUUGCUUUAUGCUCUAAGCGUCUCAUUAUUGGCCCGGCAAAAGGUAAAUUACUGUACAUGUUUUACUGUUCGUUUGUUUGUUGUUCUCUGCUGCUUUUCCUACCCUGUCGCCUCAUGUAACAGGGCACCCAACGACUGUUUCCUGUGAAAUAUCUGUUCGAAGAAGGGAAAAUUGCCUAGAAUUUUCUAUUACUUGAGGAUGGCUAGAAAUUUCUAGACGACCGUUCCACUCAUGUACAAUUUUCGGAGCUUAAUAUCUAAUAUUUUUCCGACGGGAGGUUAAUUCAGUUCAUAUUUCACUUUCCCAAGUUAGGCUAUUUUUCGUAGAGGAAAGGAAACCUAAAAUUUUCGGACUUAAAAAUGCAAUGGAGAGAGAAAUCAGAGUGUCUCACUUUCGUAAUUCGGGAAAUUGCAUCUAAAAUUUUCGGGAAAAUAAUACUCGUGCCCUUGAAACUUCGAAAAAAAUUCAAGCUCCCCUAGGAUGACCGAACAGACACAGAUUUUAUAGCGUCGCUUAUAAUGCAUUUCUAGACAUCUAAAAGUACUCUGGAUAGCCUAAAACAUUUAUCAAUGUAUUUAGGAGGAAAUCGUCGUUGGGUGCCCCGAAUGUGAGGGAACCCGGAAUCCAGGACUGUCUUCGAUUCCCUUAGCUUGCAUAAGGCGAAACUGUGGUAAUUCACAUCGCUAACACACAUAAAGCGGUUUAGUAUUGGUCUGGUAAAACGGGCAAGUUAUACCACCCGUUCUUAUGUUUGAUUGCUUUUGUAAAUUCAUAUAGCAGAUGUGCUCUGCUCUGCUGUUUUAGCUACUCUGCUCUCUACAAAAAAAGGAGAACUGCCACUGAACUGCCAUGAGUCUGUCUCAAGGAUCUGUCCAUUCUAUUGCAGGAAAAAAGAAAAGUUAGAGAAACGAUUCCGAACCAAAGACAUCCCAGUAAAUGAAAAGCUUCUUUUUCAUGGAACCGACCACCAACUUGUUGACACCAUUUGCGAGGAGAACAUCGACUGGCGAGCCAUGGAUGAGAAUCGAGCAUCCUCCUUCGGACAAGGCGCCUACUUCACCGCAGAAGCAAUCCUUAGCAAUCUCUACUGUCAGCAGGACUCUGAUGCCGUGCGGUACAUGUUUCUGGCCGAGGUACUGGUGGGGUCGUUUGCUAAAGGUGAGCCGUCGAUGAAGCGACCCCCGUAUAAGGAAGAUCCCACGUCCAAGGAAGAGCGUCACGAUUCCUGUGUGGACAAUGUAGAUAAGCCCACCAUAUAUGUGCUUUUUGACCCGGAUCAGUAUUACCCGACUUUUUUGAUCCAGUACAAAAUGAAAUCAAAGGUAGUGUGCUAA
Molecule: messenger RNA, 11142 nt
Organism: Porites evermanni
Lineage: Eukaryota; Metazoa; Cnidaria; Anthozoa; Scleractinia; Poritidae
Source: the annotation of a GenBank genome assembly